CGCCAGCUCCCAUCUCAUUAGGAGCGGCUCAGUGCAGCGGGACGGGGCGAAGCGGCUGGCGCCCGCGGAGCGCACCACACUGCCCGGAACGCGGCACCAUUCUCGUCCCUCCAGCUGCUCCCCCGGGACCUUCCAGCGGCUUCGCGCGCGCACGAUGCCUUCGGCCACCAGCCACAGCGGAAGCGGCAGCAAAUCGUCGGGACCACCACCGCCAUCGUCGGGUUCCUCCGGGAACGAGGCGGGGGCCGGGGCCGCUGCGCCAGCUUCUCAGCACCCCGCCACCGGGACCGGCGCCGUCCAAACCGAGGCCAUGAAGCAGAUCCUGGGGGUGAUCGACAAGAAACUUCGCAACCUGGAGAAGAAAAAGGGUAAGCUUGAUGAUUACCAGGAACGAAUGAACAAAGGGGAAAGGCUCAAUCAAGAUCAGCUGGAUGCUGUAUCUAAAUACCAGGAAGUCACAAAUAAUUUGGAGUUUGCAAAAGAAUUGCAGAGGAGUUUCAUGGCAUUAAGUCAAGAUAUUCAGAAAACAAUAAAGAAGACAGCUCGUCGGGAACAGCUUAUGAGAGAAGAAGCUGAACAGAAACGUUUAAAAACUGUACUUGAGCUACAAUACGUUUUGGACAAAUUGGGAGAUGAUGAAGUGCGAACUGACCUGAAACAAGGUUUAAAUGGAGUGCCAAUAUUGUCUGAAGAAGAAUUAUCGUUGUUGGAUGAAUUCUACAAGCUAGUGGACCCUGAACGGGACAUGAGCUUAAGGUUGAAUGAACAGUAUGAACAUGCCUCCAUUCACCUUUGGGACUUGUUGGAAGGAAAGGAAAAAUCUGUAUGUGGAACAACCUAUAAAGCUUUAAAGGAAAUUGUUGAGCGUGUUUUUCAGUCAAACUACUUUGAUAGCACCCACAAUCACCAGAAUGGGCUGUGUGAAGAAGAAGAAGCAGCCUCUGCACCUACAGGAGAAGACCAGGUAGCUGAAGCUGAACCUGAACCAGCAGAAGAAUACACUGAACAAAGUGAAGUUGAAUCAACAGAGUAUGUAAAUAGACAAUUUAUGGCAGAAGCACAGUUCGGCAGUGGUGAAAAAGAGCAGGUAGAUGAGUGGACAGUUGAAACUGUUGAGGUGGUAAAUUCACUCCAGCAACAACCACAGGCUGCAUCUCCUUCAGUACCUGAGCCCCACUCUUUGACUCAGGUGGCUCAGGCAGAUCCCCUUGUGAGGAGACAGCGAGUACAAGAUCUAAUGGCACAAAUGCAAGGUCCUUACAAUUUCAUACAGGACUCAAUGCUGGAUUUUGAAAACCAGACACUUGAUCCUGCCAUUGUAUCUGCACAGCCUAUGAAUCCAACCCAAAAUAUGGACAUGCCUCAGCUGGUUUGCCCUCCAGUUCAUUCUGAGUCUAGACUUGCUCAACCUAAUCAAGUGUCUGUACAACCAGAAGCUACACAGGUUCCGUUGGUUUCAUCCACAAGUGAGGGUUAUUCAGCGUCUCAGCCCUUGUACCAGCCUUCUCAUGCUACAGAGCAACGACCACAGAAGGAACCAAUUGAUCAGAUUCAGGCAACAAUCUCUUUAAAUACAGACCAGAGUACAGCGUCAUCAUCCCUUCCUGCUGCUUCUCAGCCUCAAGUAUUCCAAGCUGGGACAAGUAAACCUUUGCAUAGCAGUGGAAUCAAUGUAAAUGCAGCUCCAUUCCAAUCCAUGCAAACGGUGUUCAAUAUGAAUGCUCCUGUUCCUCCUGUUAAUGAACCCGAAACUUUAAAACAGCAAAAUCAGUACCAGGCCAGUUAUAACCAGAGCUUUUCUAGUCAGCCGCAUCAGGUGGAACAAACAGAGCUCCAGCAAGAACAGCUUCAAACAGUAGUUGGCACUUACCACGGUUCCCAGGACCAGUCCCAUCCAGUGACCGGCAACCACCAGCAGCCUCCUCAACAGAACACUGGAUUUCCUCGGGGCAGUCAGCCUUAUUACAAUAGUCGUGGUGUGUCUCGUGGAGGUUCCCGUGGUGCUAGAGGCUUGAUGAAUGGAUACCGGGGACCUGCCAAUGGGUUCAGAGGAGGAUAUGAUGGUUACCGCCCUUCAUUCUCUAACACUCCAAACAGUGGUUACACACAGUCUCAGUUCAGUGCUCCCCGAGACUACUCUGGCUACCAGCGGGAUGGAUAUCAGCAGAAUUUCAAGCGAGGCUCUGGGCAGAGUGGACCACGGGGAGCCCCACGAGGUCGUGGAGGGCCCCCAAGACCCAACAGAGGGAUGCCGCAAAUGAACACUCAGCAAGUGAAUUAAUCUGAUUCACAGGAUUAUGUUUAAUCGCCAAAAACACACUGGCCAGUGUACCAUAACAUGUUACCAGAAGAGUUAUUAUCUAUUUGUUCUCCCUUUCAGGAAACUUAUUGUAAAGGGACUGUUUUCAUCCCAUAAAGACAGGACUACAAUUGUCAGCUUUAUAUUACCUGGAUAUGGAAGGAAACUAUUUUUACUCUGCAUGUUCUGUCCUAAGCGUCAUCUUGAGCCUUGCACAUGAUAUUCAGAUUCCUCACCCUUGCUUAGGAGUAAAACAGUAUACUUUAGGGGAUAAUAAUAUCUCCAUAGUUAUUUGAAGUGGCUUGAAAAAGAGUAACUUUGGCUUUUGACAUUGGGUAAAAUAUACAAAUUAGCCCCAGAGUUAUUCAGUGGUAAUUGAAAAAACUAGGACAUUUUCCUUGAAAGGAAGAUGGAGGGAGUGGAGUGUGGUUUGGCAGAAGAACUGCAUUUCACAGUAUUUCCAUUUAAAUUGGAGCACAGAAUGUUUAGAUGCAUACCAAAUUAUGCAUGGGUCCUUAAUCACACAUGUAAGGCUGGCUAUUAGCUUUGACACAGCACUGUUCAUCUGGCCAAACGACUGUGAUUAAAAACACAUGUAAGUUGCUUAACAGCUGAUACUAUAUAAAACAGCCAGAAUGUAAAUUAGGCUUUGAUUGGCACCUUUUGAAAAAUAUGCAACAAAUAAUGGGAUAUAAUCUGGACAGGCUGCUUAUAUAUUUAAUGUGAAGUAUUUAGAUACCUUUUGAACUAUUAACAGUUUCUUUGAGACUUUCAUAAGGAUUGGUACUAUAUAUACAUAUAUAUCUAUAUAGAUAUGUCUAUCUGUAUAGAUCAUUCCUUAUGAUGUGUAUCGUCAUCACUAAUCCUUGAAUCUUUGUUGUAUUGUCACCUAAAUUGGUUCAGGUACUGAUGAAAAUCUUUAAUGGAUAAUCAUAACACCUUUUGGUCACAUUUUUUUUCCUGCAGCUUGAGAGUUCUUUAAAGAAAAAGAUAAAAAUGCCUGCUGCUACCACCCAUUUAAAUUGCUAUCUUUUGAAAAGCACCAGUAUGUGUUUUAGAUUGAUUUCCCUGUUUUAGGGAAAUGACAGUCAAUAACUUCAGUUCUCAUGGUAAUAAAACAAAUAAAACGUGUUUAUAAAAGUUGUAUUUUGAAACACUGGAGUUCAACAGCUAGCAGCUUGUGUGAUUCACCCCACUUAUUGCUAGUGUCACAAAUUUUAAUGGUUAUCUCCAGCAGCUGUAUUAUACACACUUUUGUCUAAUUGAACUUUAAUUGAAUUCUCCUUGUCUCAUGGAGGCAUUUAUGUGAGAGUGGUAAUUCUUACUCUUAGAUGCAUAGGGAGAGUCUUGAGUUUGAUAGAGAUGGAGAGUUUAGUAGUGGCUUAGUCAUACGUACUGUGUUGGAAUUUGUGCUAGCAGUUUGAGCACUAGAUCUGUGUGCCUAAGAACUUAAUGCUGCUUGUUAUUUCGUUCCACUUUGACUUUAUGGAGAAUUACGCCCACCUAUUAAGCAAAGGCUACUAAGUUAAUGGUAUUUUCUGUGCAGAAAUUAAAUUUUAUUUUUAGCCUUUAGCUAAGGAAUUUUUCCAAUAGGAAUUCAAUUCCUUAAAAACAAAACAGUUAUUCUCAAACAUUCAUCAUUAGAGAACUGGAGGUUUUUUUAUUUUUAUUUUUGCUGGUUUUGUAACCUAAAAUGGAUAGGCUGUUGAACAUUCCACAUUCAAAAGUUUUGUAGGGUGGUGGGUAAUGGGGGAAUCUUCGAUGUUUAUUUUAAAAUAAAUAAAAGUAAGUUCUUGACUUUU
Messenger RNA from Dipodomys spectabilis (banner-tailed kangaroo rat), 4101 nucleotides. RefSeq names its product cell cycle associated protein 1 (gene Caprin1). The record is from RefSeq and is a predicted model, not a curated record. Gene Ontology annotation, molecular function: RNA binding. Gene Ontology annotation, cellular component: cytoplasm. Bases 155 to 2281 code for a protein of 708 amino acids. The transcript has 19 exons. NCBI's taxonomy places the organism in Eukaryota, Metazoa, Chordata, Mammalia, Rodentia, Heteromyidae.